AUGUGGCAUGACGGGCACACACGGCACGAUGGAUGCACACGACAUGGUGGGUGCAGGCAGCAAGGUCAUGGCACGAUUGGCGUACUUGGCAUGACAACAAGGUGCGGUAUCAUAGGACCCAAUACGAAAUGGGUCCCUAGAUAUAUGGAACCCCCAGAGGAGGUGGGAAGACAGAUACACCUGCGUGAUUGGGGGAAUGCAGACCCAAGGGAAGCCGUAGACACAGACAAGCGAGAUGGGGCCCAAGCAAGCGCAAUGGUUGCGGCAACAGUCGGCGGGGUACUUGAGGCACACCAACAACUAGCAAGGAAGAUGACCGUUACACCCGACGGCUAGUCUGAAUACUAUGUAACGGCUUCAAGACUUCCCUCAAGCGAUACUUCAGACACCCGAUGGCGGGAAGAUGUACCAGAGACGUGGGAGGACUUCAAGACUUCCCUCAAGCGAUACUUCAUACCCUCAACUCGACUAUUCAAAGUGGUGUUUGAGUUGACAACACUCAAGCAAGGGAGCUCUAUACGAGAAUAUGUGCAGAGAUUCUUGACGUUGAUGCUUGAUAUCCCCAUGAUGCUCGAAGAACUCAUGAUACAAUUCUUCCUGGUUAGACUACAACCAUGGGCAAGGAGAGAAUGCUUCAUGUACCAUGACAACACCCUGGAUGAAAUGUGCAGGAUUGCAGAGAGCCUCAAAGACUACCGUCUAGCCAACCUGUCUCAGAAGCUGCGUCGAGGGGUUAUGGACGACAUGGCUAGGGGAAUGGGUGGCAAGGAUAGGGAGGAGGAUGCACUAGUCAAAUGACUCAUGCACUACUUGAUCCAACCCCGUCCAAGGAUGCGAAAAGACUAUAUGGAACGGACUGCUUCAACUGUGGAGGAUCACAUACGAAGUAGGACUGUCCAAGCUUCAACAAGAGGCCACGGUUGAAUACUAUCCAACAACUCAACGACGAGAAGGAAACCAAGGAAGGAAUCAACUCAUUUGAAAUCGUCAAUUGCUUGCAACCGACACAAAGGCAACCAAGAAAGAGGUUGGUGUACAUAGAAGCCCAAGUCGACAAAGAAAUUGUUGUAGUAAUGUUAGACACUGGUGCCACAAGUAAUUUUAUUUCUCUAGAAGAAGUCCAAAGAAUUGGCCCCAAGGUAGAAUCCACCAAGACAAAAUUCAAGGUGGCAGACUCCUCUAUGCAACCACUAGCGAGAGUAGUAAAAGGGGUGCACACAAAGGUGGGGAGGUAG
Messenger RNA from Spirodela intermedia, 1235 nucleotides. NCBI's taxonomy places the organism in Eukaryota, Viridiplantae, Streptophyta, Magnoliopsida, Alismatales, Araceae. The record is from the annotation of a GenBank genome assembly.